AUGAAGGCACCCCAGGUGCUGCUCGUGCUGCUGCUGACUGCUGCGGCAGCCGACGCUCAGUCGUACCACUUUGGCAAAUGCCCCAAACCUUCUGUUCAAAAGGACUUCAACGUUACUGAGUAUAUGGGCACCUGGUAUGAAAUAGAGAAGCUCCCGGCUGUGUUUGAAAGAGGAACAUGUAACAAAGCGACGUACAGUCUGCUCGCUGAUGGGACGGUCAAAGUUCGCAAUGCAGAGCUGCUAUCUAAUGGGAAGAUCAACUCAAUCGAGGGUGUUGCUAAAGUUAAAAACUCAUCUCAACCUGCUAUUCUGGAUGUUAGCUUCUUUAAAGGAGUUCCAGGCAGUCCCUACUGGGUGCUCUCCACAGACCACCAGUCAUAUUCUCUGGUGUACUCUUGUUCUGAUUACUUUGGACAUUUUCACGUUGAUUUCGCCUGGAUCCUGGCUCGCACUCGAGUGUUGACUGAAGACGUCAUCAGCAAGUUACACGAUGAGCUGACUACUGCUGGUAUAAACAUAAACCGCCUUACAGUCAGUAAUCAGACUGGAUGUGAGCAGACCAAAGGUAAGAUCCACCAAAAGGAAAAGAAAGCAGAACAAAGUGCUGAACACAUAUUUAGAGUUUAG
Molecule: messenger RNA, 627 nt
Organism: Cottoperca gobio
Lineage: Eukaryota; Metazoa; Chordata; Actinopteri; Perciformes; Bovichtidae
Product: apolipoprotein D-like
Exons: 5
Coding region: 1-627 (208 amino acids)
Biological process (GO): lipid transport; brain development; response to reactive oxygen species
Cellular component (GO): cytoplasm
Molecular function (GO): lipid binding
Source: RefSeq, a predicted model, not a curated record